AUCUAUCAAUUACAUAAACUGUUUAAAAAAUUAAUUGUAACAAAACUUAUAAUUAAAUAACACAAAUGUUAAUUUUUAGUACAACAUUACUGCUACUAUCGCUAACAUUAAUUGUUAGCAAUGUCUUUGGCAAUACCUUUACUAAUCCUAUUGUUGAGUCGGCACCCGAUCCAUGGAUGCAAUACUAUAAGGGCUACUACUAUAUGUCGGCCACACCCGGUGGCAAUACUAUACGUAUACGUAAAUCCAAAACACUUGACGGCCUGAGAACGGCUACCAAUCAAGUGGUGUUCAAUCAUACGUUGCAUAAUACGUGGGCACCAGAGUUUCAUCUGAUCAAUGAUAAAUGGUAUCUAUACUAUACUGCCGGUGCCACAGGUAAUCUCAAUUCACAGCGCAUACAUGUGGCCGAAAGUCAAGGUGACGAUCCAAUGGGACCUUACCAUUUCAAGGCCGAUUUACACGAUCCCAAAGAAAACGGUUGGGCUAUUGAUCCGAGUAUUAUAACAAUCAAUAAACACUUAUAUUUGUUGGGCUCGUUUCAAACCCCCGGUCUGCAAGAUUUGUUCAUUAUGCCAUUGGCCAACCCAUGGACACCCAGUGGAUCAAAAAUAUUACUAUCGUCACCGUUGCUAUCGUGGGAACGAUCGGGAACUACGAUUGCUGUCAAUGAAGGUCCGGAAGCCCUACAACACAAUAACAAAACAUUUAUUGUAUAUUCGGCCAGUUUUUGUGGUACAGCUGACUACAAAUUAGGUUUACUGGAGCUAACCGGCACUGAUCCGAUGAAUCCAAAACACUGGCACAAACAUCCACAACCUUAUUUUGUGCGCAACGAUAGUGUCCAUGUCUACGGUCCGGGACAUAACGGUUUUUUCCGGUCGCCCGACGGCCACGAAGAUUGGAUUGUCUAUCACGCAAACGACAAACAAGAGUAUGGUUGCGAUCAUCACCGCAGCUCACGGGCCAAGAGGUUCGGCUGGAAUAGCAACGGAACACCUAAUUUCGGAACACCAGACCAGGCGGGUGUCCGAUUGACAUCACCGUCGGGCGAAUGAAUGAGAUUUAUCUCCGAGAAAAAAUCUCGCGAA
Oppia nitens is the source of this 1091-nucleotide messenger RNA. RefSeq names its product extracellular exo-alpha-(1->5)-L-arabinofuranosidase-like. NCBI's taxonomy places the organism in Eukaryota, Metazoa, Arthropoda, Arachnida, Sarcoptiformes, Oppiidae. Gene Ontology annotation, biological process: carbohydrate metabolic process. The record is from RefSeq and is a predicted model, not a curated record. The transcript has 2 exons. Gene Ontology annotation, molecular function: hydrolase activity, hydrolyzing O-glycosyl compounds. Bases 66 to 1058 code for a protein of 330 amino acids.